UGUACUUUAUUCCUGACAAUUAUUCUUGACAGCUCUCUUUUGAGUCAGGAUUACGUUCAGUGUGCGCACUUCAAGAUAGCCUACUCGGUGCUGUCUGGAUGAACUCAUGUGUGACAUCUGGGAUUCUUUUAUUUGCAUUAUGGUAUUUUUUGGUUUGGAGUGAUGCUGGUCUGUUAUAUAAUGGCAUGGGGACACUCAUAGGCUGGGAACAUUUGAGUUCAUGAGGAUCAGGGGUCAUUGUGAAAGAGAGAAUCUGAUCAUGCAUUAAUGUGUCAGUAACAUGCAUCAGGACUGACAAUUAACAGGAUUACUACCCAAUUAAAACUGAAUGAGACAUCAUGCUGGGGAAUGGAGGGUUAUAUACUGUGAAGAAGAGGAAGAGACCUGCUCACAAGAGUUGUGGCCUUGAGACUAAACAUGACGACGGCACCAAAUCAAACCCUUCAAAGCGUCACAGAGACCGGCUGAACGGGGAGCUGGGCAAACUGACGGCUCUUCUGCCGCUGCCAGAGGAGGUCCGAGCCCGACUGGACAAACUCAGUGUGCUCAGACUCAGUGUGGGAUACCUCAAGAUCAAAAACUACUUCACUGCUAUCAGAGUCCCUCUCAAUGUCAGAGCGCUCAAUUUUCAGGGACGGCUGAAAUAUCUUCACAGACAAGACCGGACCACAGAGGGCAAAGAGCUCGCCCUGUUUGCCACCGCCACCCCCGUUCAGCCCCCUGCUCUCCUAGAAAUCAGGACCAACACCCUCUUUUUCCAGACCAAACACAAACUGGAUUUUACACCAGUGGGUGUGGACACCAGGGGGAAGGUGGUUCUGGGUUACACUGAGCAGGAGCUGUGCAUGAGAGGAUCUGGAUAUCAGUUCAUCCAUGCUGCUGACAUGAUGUACUGCGCUGACAAACACUUACGCAUGAUGAAAACAGGAGAGAGCGGUUUCUCCAUCUUCAGGCUCUUGAGUAAGACCGGCGUGUGGAUCUGGGUCCAGGCCAACGCUAGAAUGGUGCUCAAGGCAGGCAAACCCGACUUCAUCAUCUGCCAUCAGAAACCCUUGACAAAUGAAGAAGGCGAGGAGCAACUCCUUCAAAGGCAACUGCAGCUUCCCUUCAACUUUGCGACUGGAGAGGCUCUCCUGUACGAAACCUCCCCCUCUCUGAUGAUCCCGGGGCUGCAGGAUCAUCCAUCCAGCACCGCCGUACAUCCCGACUCCCUCCUGGGCUCCUUACUGAGUCAAGACCUCUCCGUCUACAACCGGCCCCCGGAGCCAGCAUCUCACUUCUCUCGGAAGGACGUCUUCAUGGACAGCCAUGCCCUGCUCAGCGUUCCCAACAGCAUCCGAUGGGCUUUCACCUCCCAGGCCAUGCCAGACUCUCCAGACAUAGAUGACAGGGUCCUUAAAGAGCAGCUGAAGGAAAAGGAAGAAGCUCUACUGCAGCUACAGGAAGAGGAACCCAUCCAACUCAAUGACAUUCUGGCCAAUGAUAUUUUCUCAUAUGUUGAAGACGCUCUGUUGAGAGAGACUUCAGCCAGAGGCAUCAGCCAGAACAUGUUAAACGGUCCUACAUCUCAAAGUGACACCACUGGGCGGCAACAAAACUCUGUGUUGCCUGGCAACCCGAUAAUGAGAUGCGAAUAUUCAUCAUCUCAUUCACAGAAGCUCACAGAAUCAGACUUUUACGGGCAAAAAGCACCAGAAAGAGAAUGUGCAAAUGACUCGCUGGACCUUUUUGGCACUCUGAAAUCUUUCCCACAUCCUCCAAACUCCUGUAGUUCUAUUCCAGGCCAUUUUUCCAUCCCAUUUCAUAAUAAUCACUCUUCCUCUAUAGAAAAGACUGGCAUGGUGUUGUCAGAUCCAUCCCAAAACAAUCCUCUUUCUCAAAGUGUCCCCAGUCGGCCGUUUUCCGUAAACAUCCAGCAUGCUGUUCACCGAGGCACCCUGCCGCCAUGGCAACCGCAGCAGCAUGCCAUCCCAUUAACCCUGCAGAGAUCCCACUGUGUUCAGAAUGGCUGUGUUAUCCACAAUCCACCUGUAUCGCAGCACCCACAGGACAUUCAGUCACAAACAGAACUGUGCAGCCCAUAUACAAUGAAUCACAGUCAGAGAAGCCACAUAUCCCAGAAUUCAUCAUUGUCCAGUAGUAGUUUCUCAUAUCAGAGAUGCACUUUGUCCUCUAAUGAACCUUUUUCCCAGUUACACGUCUCUGGAUCUAUGAAUACGGACUGCAGCUGUGCCUCCUGUCCCGGGACAUCUGGACUGAGCUAUUAUUGAAAAGUAUAAACACUCUGAUCUGAUUUAAUCAUCUUGAGUGUGACACUCAGGGUCCAUAUUAACAUAGCUGGAAUAAAACCGUAAUUUAAGGAACCUAAAAUUGACUUGAACAAACAUUUGAGGAGCAAAAUCACAUCAUGGUGAAUUCUGGGAUGCUUUUUAAAUACUAUUGAAGAACUUCACAUGCAUACUGGACAAUUGAUGAUGCUUGUUCACUAUCUGCUCCAAAAUUAUUUAGAAAUGUUUGUACAUGUGAUCAUCAAAUUAGCAUGUUUUGUUCUGUAAAGAAAGUCAUACGUAGACCAGUACUGUUGUUGUUAAAUAAAAUGAA
Molecule: messenger RNA, 2601 nt
Organism: Sinocyclocheilus grahami
Lineage: Eukaryota; Metazoa; Chordata; Actinopteri; Cypriniformes; Cyprinidae
Product: aryl hydrocarbon receptor-like
Exons: 7
Coding region: 339-2270 (643 amino acids)
Biological process (GO): regulation of transcription by RNA polymerase II; xenobiotic metabolic process; response to xenobiotic stimulus
Cellular component (GO): nucleus; aryl hydrocarbon receptor complex
Molecular function (GO): nuclear receptor activity; protein dimerization activity; transcription cis-regulatory region binding
Source: RefSeq, a predicted model, not a curated record